Periconia digitata is the source of this 2496-nucleotide messenger RNA. The record is from the annotation of a GenBank genome assembly. Lineage: Eukaryota; Fungi; Ascomycota; Dothideomycetes; Pleosporales; Periconiaceae.
CUAACCCCCCACGCACGCCUAGCCCCACCAAGUACUUACAUACGCACCCAUCAUCACCCUCUCAGAACUUAUUCGAGACCUCACGAUCCCGUCUCAUCCCAAUCCCACCAAUCCCCGCCCUCUCCUUUUCCCUCGACGGCCGGCAUGCUAGAAAGCACCGAAAAUGGCGUCCCCGACAUCCACCACGCCACCUCGGUCGCUGAAAUCCACGCCGUCCUCGACCACCUGCACCAACAAGAGGCCACCGUGACCCAACGCCUGAACGACCUCAUCGCCUCCCAAAAGGAUCUAUCCCGUGAGCUCGGCCGUCUCGAUCUGCUGCGCGGUCAUCUAGGCACCCAGGUUGUCAAUACUCGUGCCAUCAGCAAUGGCAUGCUCGCCGACGCCGCCUCCACCGCCAAUCGCAUCUCCAGCGCCGUCAAACGCCUCGAUCACGAACAAUCCAAUGUCAAGGCCACCCUCCAAGUCGUCGAGCAGGUCGCUGAGCUCAAGUCUUGCGUGUUGGGUGUUCACGGUUCAAUGGGUGCUCCGCAGGAUUGGGAAACCGCCGCCGGCUACCUCAGCAGAGCCUCUCAGAUACCUGACCAUGUCAUAGAUGGCUCUUUUGCCGAGGAAAUCGUGCCCACAGCAGAGGUCCCUGACCCGCCUCGAGUAACACUGAAUGCUGCAGCCGAGUCGCUGUGUGGCCUUUUCUUGCGUGAGUUCGACAAGGCUGCCCACGAGGGCGACGGUUCGCGCGUCACAAGGUUCUUCAAACUGUUUCCCUUGAUUGGGAGGACGGAUGUAGGCUUGGACGCAUAUGGCAGAUAUGUGUGUCAGGGCGUCGCUUCGAGGGCUCGUACUCUUUUCAACUCGGCUGCCCCAGCUCAGAGGCAGGAAGGCUUCUUCUACGGCAACGUCAUCACCAAGCUGUUUGAACAUAUCGCGCAGAUUGUCGACGGACAUGAGCCGCUUGUGGAACGCCACUAUGGCCCAGGUAUGAUGGCCAAAGUCGUUGAGCGCCUUCAGAUCGAAGCCGAUGUGCAAGGGGGAAUCGUGUUGGAUACGUGGCACGACGAACGCGCCAUAGAUCGCAAACUGACCGAAAUCAAAUCAUAUGCCUUUUCGUUCCUCGUGCAGAGCUUUGUCUCGUCCCAGAAACCAUCCACUGGGAGUGCUCGUCCCAACUCCCCCGCUAAUGCCAUGGGGCGCCCAAGCGAGGAUGAGGGGGUCGACAUGAAGGAGAUUGACGGGCUUCUCGCAGAGAGUGCCUUGAUGCUGGGUCGAUGGGCUCUAUACUCGCGCUUUCUCUCGUCCAAGUGCCCGCCAGCGGAGCCGGAGGAUCGUAUCGACCAUGGACUUGUUAUGCCAAAGUUUCUGGCCAGCAGCAAUCUGAACAAAAAAGUAGCAAGUCAUUUGAUUGAUCCAUUCAACCUAAUGACGACCUUUUUCCUCCGUCGAUCUGUGGAAAAAGCCUUUCAAAUGGACCAAUCGCCCUCAGGUCUGAACCUCAACCCUGCAAAACCCCUUGGUGCCGAUCCGCCAUUUAUCACGACUGCCGUCGAUACUGUCAUGUACAUUCUUAACCAGGUGUUACAGCGGGCCUUGGCUACUUCGCAGCGAGCUGUUGUCGCCAGUGUAAUCCCAGGCGCCGGACAAGUCUUGAGCACUGACUUUGUGGGUAUGGUGCAGCGCAAGAUGCGCGAUGAGAGCUAUCCCAGGCCUGUCAUUCAAGGUGGAUUACCUCCUGAGGAUAAGGUCAUCCCAUUUUUGGUUUUGAUCAACAACUUGGACGUUGCAAAUGACUAUAUCAAACGCAUUGUCGAGCAGCAGUUGGGACCGAAGGAGCAAUCCCAUGGGGAAGAGGCGCCCAAAUCCAACCUGGAGAAUCUGUUCCCCUUCGGCCACGACGCCAAAUUUGUCGAAAAUUGUCUCAAGGCCAUGGAGCACGCUUUCGCAGCCAAGAGCAGUGAACUGCUAAACGAUGGCAUUCAAGUGGCGUUCCACCAUGUGCUGAAACCGCGCGUUCGCCCUACUCUGACGGAAGCUUUCCGCGAGAUCAACUACAAACCUUUGGAUGGCAAUCCUGGCGAUGAAGACGACGGAGACGCCGAUCUAGUCAAAUCACGCUUUGACCGUGGUUGGAGCGCCCUCACUCGACCCAUCAAACGAAUCCUCACCCCCGCUAAUUUUGAUCGCCUACUCAAGGUGGCCCUCCCAUAUCUAGCCUCUGCGCUCGAGAAGAGAAUCAUGAGCUAUCAUGGUCUAGUCAACGAGCUUGGCGCUGUUCGUCUCGAGCGCGACAUUUCAGGCAUCAUUACGGCCGCUGUCGCUGGUGGCAAGUACGGCCUGCGCGAUGCGUUCGCCAAGUGCACGCAAAUGACGCUGAUUAUGAACAUGGAAGACGAUGAGUGGGAGGAAGUCAGCCAAGAACAAGCGGGUGACUCGGGCUAUCAAUGGGUAUUGUCUGCGGACGAACGCAAUUUUGCUAGAAGCAUCGUGAAGGGGGGACGGUAA